Dioszegia hungarica is the source of this 1449-nucleotide messenger RNA. RefSeq lists its product as uncharacterized. The transcript has 4 exons. Bases 1 to 1449 code for a protein of 482 amino acids. Lineage: Eukaryota; Fungi; Basidiomycota; Tremellomycetes; Tremellales; Bulleribasidiaceae. The record is from RefSeq and is a predicted model, not a curated record.
AUGCGUACCAGAGAGCCAGCACAUCUACCUCUGCACCGCCGCUUGCUCUUUCCUACGUUGGACGCAGAGAGGCCUCUGCCGCCUAUUGUCAUUCCUACAGCGUCGGGGUCCAAGCGGGAUCCAGAGCUCGAGAAGCUCAAUGACCGCCUAUACCACCUCAUAGCGCUCAUUCUCCGCGCCUACGUCCUAUCAUGGUAUCCGCGAUUCUCGAAAGAUCGGUCCCUCCUCCCUACCCUCUCCUCGCAAAUCGUCGUCCCCAUCCUCUCUCCCAUUCUCAGCGGGGUAUACCAUGACCCCAACCGUAUCCUCCAGCUCCUCCUCCUGGAUCUCCCGGCUAUCUUUUCCCUACACUGGUCAACAUACUGGCAAUCUCGCCAAGCUAUCCGAGACACGCCACACCUCUUCACUCCGCGUUCAAGCGACUACAUUGUCGACCCCCAAGGCACAGGACCCGACCUCCUCGGAGACGUAUACCACGCCCGCCUCCCCCUCUUAUCGGUCGUUCCAUCCCCUGGUACGACCUACGCCGAUACCGAAGGCCCUUACCGCCUCCCCACGCCUGGCGGCCAGUACAUCCUCUCUCCACUCUACCUCACCUCACUCGCGGAUGCGCUGAUACGCCUGCACCUCCCGCCGGCCGAGUAUGGCUGUACUGUCGAGCGGGUGAUGGCGCGGGAGAUUGUGGGCCGGGCGGUACUCGGGGCAAUCGGACGGAAGUUGGGGGAAGGGUGGUUUUGGUGGAGUCUGGGCUUGAAGCUCAUGGGGGGUGGGGAGGCGCCGGCGGAGAACUGGCGAGAGAGAGCCGAGAGCGGUAUCGAAUCGAUCUACCGCCUCAUCAUCCGCGUAUACUCCCUCCUCUUCUUCAUCUGGACUUUUGCCGUCUCCCUCUUUGCGCGGUACACCGCCUCACCUCCCUCUCCACCCGCUUACGCACACUGCGCCCAGCCGUGGGCUGUCCUAGCUCGGCAAGUCCUCGGCGUAGACGGCCGGCCUGGAGUCUCUCCGCAGCGGUGGAGCGUCCGGCUGAUCUGGGGCUGCACGGAAGGGAUCAUCACGCUCCUCAGUCCGAUGAUCGACCGGCUCUUACCCCAUCUGCUCCAGAGUCAACUCACACCGGCGCUCUCUCUCCGCUUGAUCGAGGUCGUCGAGAAGGUCCUGUUUCCGCUGGAUGGGUACCCUGCACCUACGCCCCCGGAUCUUACGCCGGAGGAGGCGGUCAUGGUCAGAAAGCAGUUUGAGGAACGGUUGAAAGGGAAGAUACCACGUCACAUACGGGCGGUCCUUCUGCCUGAAAAUCAAGAUAUAAAGCUACUUCUCGAUCCUCUGGAUAAUCCGGGAUGUAACGCCCAUCUGGUGGGCAUGCUGGUAGAUACAAUAGUAGGUGCACUGGAACCGGGUCUGGUAGCGCCAAAAACGCGGAUGUCGGAGGCGGAGGUGGAAGCAUGGUAG